Vigna unguiculata (cowpea) is the source of this 1560-nucleotide messenger RNA. Its product is annotated as stearoyl-[acyl-carrier-protein] 9-desaturase 6, chloroplastic-like. Lineage: Eukaryota; Viridiplantae; Streptophyta; Magnoliopsida; Fabales; Fabaceae. Gene Ontology annotation, molecular function: stearoyl-[ACP] desaturase activity. Gene Ontology annotation, biological process: fatty acid metabolic process. The record is from RefSeq and is a predicted model, not a curated record. Gene Ontology annotation, cellular component: chloroplast stroma.
GCACUACAUCCUGCAAGAAAACCUACAAGGUAGUUUUUUUAUGAUGCUCUGAAGCCGACACCUAUACUCUUACGCUUAAUGUCUCGAACUCACUCCUUUGUUUCAUAAAGGGCCACUUUCCACCGCCUUCAAAAUUUUGUUUCUAUAUAUUAACGGCCAAAUCAAAACAUAGUUUUUCACUCCUCUCACCACACUCACAAAAAUAUCUCCCACACCCUCCUCAACCACCAUGCUCAUACAAACUACUCUCCCCUUUGCAUGCACUCCAAGAAGUGUUCCCCACCGCAUGCUGCCACCGAAAUGUGUCCUCUCAGUGUCGCCGCCAUCGAAAGCGCGGAGGGCCCACUCAUUGCCGCCGGAAAAGUUAGAGGUUUUCAGGUCGCUGGAAGGGUGGGCUUCGCAGUGUGUCCUUCCGCUGCUGAAACCCGUGGAAAAAAGCUGGCAACCCGAGAGUUUCGUUCCCGAUCCAUCGUUGCCGUUUGAAGAGUUCAUGGAGGAGGUGAAGGCUCUUCGCGAUCGAACGAAGGAGCUAUCUGACGAGUACUUCUUGGUGCUGGUCGGUGACAUGAUUACUGAGGAAGCUCUUCCCACUUACCAGACCAUAAUGAACAGCCUCGACGGCGUGAAAGACGAGUGCGGAACAAGCCCAAGCCCGUGGGCCGUGUGGACUCGGGCCUGGUCCGCGGAAGAGAACAGACAUGGGGAUUUGCUGAGAACAUACUUGUAUCUUUCUGGUCGUGUUAACAUGAACAUGAUUGAAAAGACCAUUCAUUACCUCAUUGCUGCAGGCAUGGACCCUGGUUUUGAGAACAACCCAUAUCUGGGGUACGUAUACACGUCAUUCCAAGAGCGAGCCACGUUCGUGUCACAUGGUAACACUGCAAGGCUCGCAAAGGAGGGUGGUGAUCCUGUGCUGGCGCGCAUAUGCGGAACCAUUGCUGCAGAUGAGAAAAGACACGAGAAAGCGUACUCGAGGAUCGUGGAGAAGCUUCUAGAAGUGGAUCCGACGGGAACAAUGGUGGCAAUAGGAAGCAUGAUGGAGAAAAAGAUCACCAUGCCGGCGCAUCUUAUGUACGAUGGGGAGGACCCCAGGCUAUUCGAGCACUACGCUGCAGUGGCGCAACGUGUGGGAGUGUACACGGUGAAUGACUACGCAGACAUCUUGGAGUUCCUGAUCGGACGGUGGAGAUUGGAGAAGGUGGAGGGUUUGAGAGAGGAGGGAAAGAGGGCACAGGAUUACGUGUGUGGGUUAGCACCGAGGAUUAGGAAGCUGCAAGAACGUGCUGAGGAGCGAGCGCGAAAGAUGAAACCUCGUAGCAUUAAGUUCAGCUGGAUCUUCCAUAAAGAGCUGCAGUUGUGAGAUUUGAGUUGAAACGCUAGCCAUGUGAUGCUUCAAAUUUGACCCAACAACACGAUAUUUAGUUGGUGUGUUCUAUUUAUACUCGUAAUAAAUAGGAAUGAAGAAGUAAGGUCAGUGUUGCUUGUAAUAGACCUCCUUGUAAGAAAAAUUAUCUGUAGUGUUUGAUUUGAAUAAGACUCCUAAGUCAUUAAAGCAUCCCA